This is a messenger RNA of Megalobrama amblycephala (Wuchang bream), 2959 nucleotides long. It is a transcript of the gene ccm2, whose product is annotated as CCM2 scaffold protein. Gene Ontology annotation, biological process: vasculogenesis; heart development. The record is from RefSeq and is a predicted model, not a curated record. The transcript has 10 exons. Lineage: Eukaryota; Metazoa; Chordata; Actinopteri; Cypriniformes; Xenocyprididae. The coding region runs from base 677 to 2026 and encodes 449 amino acids.
CUAACCCGGGAAGAAGCUCGCUGUAGUCCCUCGGCACACACACCUUUCAAAAGAGCCCAAAACCAUGCAUACACUUGGUUCAAGAACAGCAUGCAAUUUACUUUGGUUAUGCCUUUUUUAGGUGUUUUAGGCACAUUUUACAGGAAUGCUAAGGGGUUAACAGAGAUUUAGACUGUGGUAUUAUUAUUAGACUCUGAAUGGCAUAAUUAUUUUUGGCAGUUCCUCCUUAUUUUAAUUAUUUCCUAUCCAGCCUAGUAUUUUGCACCUGCUAGUGUGUAAUAUUUACACACCUGAAGUCCAUCUUUCCUCAAAGCGGUUAUUUAAAUUCCAUUUUUGGUAUCCAUUUAUGCCAUAAUUGGAGAUCAGCAGGAACGACCGUUUCACGUACCUUUCUUAAACUUUGUUUUGAGUGUUUCAUCACAGGAAAUGGCGGUUUCUGUUCUUCCUGAUUGCAUGAACUAUAGCAUAAAGCAGAACGUGAGUGUUUUGUGUGUGGGGACGCGUGUAUGUCGCGGGGUGUGGUUUCUCUUGCUGCUUUGAGGGAGUUGGCCCCGAUCUCAUUUGUCACAAGCCACAUGCGACCUGUUUCAAGAGCAGCGUGCAACAGUAGUCGCCUGUUGUAGAAGACAGCUGUCGUACGUCGCCCGCUUCCAUUGUGUCGUCGCAGCGGCCGGUCAUGGAGACGGAGCCAGGUAUUGUGUCUCCGUUCAAGCGAGUGUUUCUGAAAGGAGAGAAGGGGAGAGAUAAGAAGGCUCUGGAGAAGUCCACUGAGCGCAGGGCCCUCCACACCUUCUCCCUCUCUCUCCCAGACCACCGGAUCGACCCAGACAUUCUGCUCAAUGACUACAUUGAGAAGGAAGUUAAGUAUCUGGGACAGCUGACCUCAGUUCCUGGAUAUCUGAAUCCCUCCAGUCGCACAGAAGUUCUGCAGCUUAUUGACAAUGCCAGGAAGUCCCAUCAGCUGGCAGGGCAGCUGACAUCAGAGCAGGAUGCUGUUGUCAGUCUGUCAGCAUACAAUGUGAAGCUCGUGUGGCGUGAUGGAGAGGACAUCAUUCUUCGUGUACCCAUCCACGACAUUGCGGCUGUGUCAUACAUCAGAGACGACUCACUCCACCUUGUGGUGCUAAAAACAGCUCAGGAGCCUGGUGGUUCCCCGUGUCAUAGUACAGAGAUGUCCAAAUCUCCCACUCUGAGCUCUCUGUCAGAGAGUGGGGCGGUGCUCGUGGAGGUGUGCUGUCUGCUUGUCCUGGCUGUUGACAACAAGGCUGCAGCAGAGGAGCUCUGUCUUCUACUCAGUCAAGUCUUCCAGAUCGUCUACACAGAGUCUACCAUUGACUUCCUGGACAGGGCCAUCUUCGAUGGAGCCACGACACCCACCAGGCACCUCUCGAUCUACAGCGAGGACUCCUCGAGCAAAGUAGAUGUCAAAGAAGUGUUUGAGACCGAGGCAAGCACAUUUUCGUUCCAGAGUUCUCUAGAGGCGGGACACUCCUCUAGCCCCUCCCCCUCCUCCACUCCGGCCUCACCACAAACCAAAACAGCCAGUGAGAGUGAACUGAGCACAACAGCUGCUGAACUGCUGCAAGACUACAUGACCACAUUGAGGACGAAGCUGUCGUCUCAGGAGAUCCAGCAGUUUGCCACGCUGUUACAUGAGUACAGAAACGGAGCCUCCAUCCAUGAGUUCUGUAUCAACCUGCGUCAGCUUUAUGGAGACAGCAGGAAGUUCCUCCUCCUUGGACUGCGGCCUUUCAUUCCUGAGAAGGACAGCCAGCACUUUGAGAACUUUUUGGAGACCAUCGGCGUGAAGGACGGCCGCGGCAUCAUAACGGACAGCUUCGGCCGUUACAAACGCACGACGAGCUCCGCGUCAGACUCCACCACCAACGGAAACGGCGCCGCAGGCGGUUCGGACGAGGGAACGGCGACCUCCGAGGGCGACGAGUGGGAUCGUAUGAUUUCAGACAUAAGCAAUGACAUUGAAGCGUUAGGAAGCAGUAUGGACCAGGACGGCGUGUCGUCUUGAUGUCACGGCACUUCGUUAGCCAAUCACCACUUGAGAUAAUCACGCGGGCCAUCGGUCCGUAUUGCUGUCCAUCAAAUCUGACAAUGCUGGAUACUGUAUGGAUACCACUUCCUGGCGAUCAGUCUUAUUUUUAUAUGUUGUGCCAUAUUAACACAACUUUAACACGAUUGUGAUUUUCAAGACCUGUGAUAGAAGGAUCGUUUAUUGCUGUGGACAGCAGUUUCGUUCCUCUGGGAUGUUUAUUGGCAGUAUCUGCUACCACUAAUGAGAAACCUUGUUGCUGGUGGAUGUUGCUCGUUCACACUGAUCUGAGAGCGGUUUGCUAGUGUGUCCUUUAAUAGUAAGGCGACUUCCGGUCAGUGUGAAGGGGUUAAAUCUACCUGGAGUGUGGAGCAUUGCCUAGUGGCCUUCCUAAACCGUGUUCUGGAUUGCCUCAUGCGUGUCGUAACCUGAUGGAAGUGAAGUGCAGUAUAUUUCCUCCUGCACUGAAGUGUGCUCAUCAAAACUUGACCUUUUUACACCUUUAUAUUAUCUGGUCGAUGUUUGUGUUACACUUGUUUUUCCUCUAACAUAUAUUUUUCACUUCUUUAUAUUUUGUUUCAGCCAGGAUUGGUUAUAAUUACCCAGUUAUUAUCAUGUGGGUUUCUUCAGGUAGGAAAUGUAGCACUAUAUAUUUUUGGUUUUGAUUGAAAACCUCGGAAAAUUUGGUUGUUAGACAAAGUCAGUUUUCUGGCUGAUCGCAAUAUUCAGUACACUGCAUUGCAUCCGUGUCCCGUCGUUCGUUGUAUCCUCCUCGGUUUUCGGUAAUCUAACAUUGUGCCUUGCAGAAUCACUGAUUGUAUCAUCCAACAGGGAUGUAAGUAAUAUUCUGUAAUCUGUACAGAACUUGACUGAAGUAUGAAUUUAUUAAAAAGUGCAGCACUUACAUCCUCA